GACAGAGAAGGGCUCUGAAAAGAAACGCAAUCCAAAACUUGAGGUGGGCCUUUGUUCUCUGCAUGCAUACCCUGUUGAGAUUGGAGAAACUAACUACCAGAGAAAUUUCUUGAUAUCUGAAAAGAAGAAAAAAAACAAAUAAAAAGCAGAAACAAACAUUUCAUUUCCAUGGACUGUGCUUUGUUCACUCUCCACACUACUCCUCCUCGUAUCUCCAUUAAUUCAUGUUUUCAUGGACUUUUUGCAGCUCCCACCAAUACUACUGGAAUUGGGUUAUACAAAAACAAGAUUUUUAGUCCAACAUUUUGGGCUAUUAGGGUGAGUAGUGGAAAUUUGUUUAAUGAAAGUUCUUUCAAGGGAAGUGAAAAUGGAUCUUUGUUAGAUGCUUUUGAUGAAUCCAGUUCUGCACCAUUUGGGACACUUGAUGCUGAAAUUACUCCUGAAACCAUCGAUUUCUUCGUUAGUGAUGCUGAGGGUGAUCCUGACUGUCCAACUCCAGGCUACUCUUCUAUUGAACAGGCACUCAACACUCUUCGCCAAGGAAAGUUUGUGAUCCUUGUAGAUGAUGAAAAUGGGAAUGUUGAAGGAAACUUUGUGAUGGCAGCUUCUCUUACAAGUCCCAAACAUAUAGCCUUUAUGAUUAAGCAUGGGUCAGGGAUUGUUCCUGUAGGCAUGAAAGAGGAUGAUCUUGAAAGGCUAAAGCUUCCUCUAAUGUCUCCAGAAACUGAAGAUGAAGACUCUUCUGCUCCCACUUUCACUAUCACAGUGGAUGUGAAAAUGGGAACUUCCACAGGAGUAUCAGCAGCAGAUAGAGCAAAGACUGUUCUUGCUCUUUCAUCUCCUGAAUCUAAGCCAGAAGAUUUUAGAAGGCCAGGCCAUGUGUUUCCACUUAAGUAUAGAAAUGGUGGGGUUUUGAGGAGAGCUGGUCAUACUGAGGCUUCUGUAGAUUUGGUAAUGUUGGCUGGUUUGCAGCCAAUUUCUGUUCUUUCAGCUAUUGUUGAUUCGCAUGAUGGUUCCAUGGCUUCUUUACCUAGUUUAAGAAAGUUGGCAUUGGAGCAUAACAUAUCAGUUGUCUCAAUAACUGAUUUAAUAAGGUACCGACGAAAGAGAGAAAAUUUGGUUGAGAGAACUGCUAUUUCUCGCCUGCCAACAAAAUGGGGUCUAUUUCAAGCUUAUUGCUAUAGAUCAAAGUUGGAUGGGACAGAACAUAUAGCUAUCGUGAAGGGUAAUAUUGGACAAGGACAAGAUGUUUUAGUAAGAGUUCAUUCAGAGUGUUUAACUGGAGAUAUAUUUGGAUCAGCUAGAUGUGAUUGUGGAAAUCAGUUGGAUUUGGCAAUGCAGUUAAUAGAAAAAGCUGGUAGAGGUGUUGUGGUCUACCUUAGAGGUCAUGAAGGAAGAGGGAUUGGCCUUGGUCAUAAACUUCGAGCCUACAAUUUGCAGGAUCAAGGUCAUGACACUGUUCAGGCUAAUAUUGAACUUGGUUUAGCUGUUGAUGCUCGUGAGUAUGGCAUCGGUGCUCAGAUUCUAAGAGACAUAGGGGUUCAAACAAUGCGAUUAAUGACUAACAAUCCUGCAAAAUUCACUGGAUUGAAAGGAUAUGGUUUAGCAGUUAUUGGAAGAGUUCCAGUUUUGACACCCAUUACAGAGGAAAACAAAAUAUACUUAGAAACAAAGCGCACCAAGAUGGGUCAUAUUUAUGGUUCUGAUAUACAAGGACCUUUGGCUGGAUUCACCAAACCAAAUGUAAAUAACACAGACUCACCUGAAGAAGAAGAAUGAGAGACGAUUCAAAAUUAUAUAACAAAGUAUGAAAUCUCAUAUUGGAUUGAAAAGGCAGCUCUCUUUGCAUCACAUAGGGUUUUGAAGUUUUGGUUUAUUUAUAUGAAAUUUUUUUUUUCAGUCAUUCUAAUUAUUAUAGCUUGGAAUGAACAAAUUCAUUGUAUAUGAACAAUAGAACUGAAGAUUUGCAACAAAUUAUUAUAUUGUUUUCAUGUGAUUUUCUUGGUUAA
Jatropha curcas is the source of this 2009-nucleotide messenger RNA. RefSeq names its product monofunctional riboflavin biosynthesis protein RIBA 3 (gene RIBA3). Lineage: Eukaryota; Viridiplantae; Streptophyta; Magnoliopsida; Malpighiales; Euphorbiaceae. The record is from RefSeq and is a predicted model, not a curated record. Gene Ontology annotation, molecular function: 3,4-dihydroxy-2-butanone-4-phosphate synthase activity; GTP cyclohydrolase II activity. Gene Ontology annotation, biological process: riboflavin biosynthetic process. Gene Ontology annotation, cellular component: cytosol.